Nymphalis io (European peacock) is the source of this 635-nucleotide messenger RNA. RefSeq names its product papilin-like. NCBI's taxonomy places the organism in Eukaryota, Metazoa, Arthropoda, Insecta, Lepidoptera, Nymphalidae. The transcript is spliced from 3 exons. Bases 27 to 581 code for a protein of 184 amino acids. Gene Ontology annotation, molecular function: serine-type endopeptidase inhibitor activity. The record is from RefSeq and is a predicted model, not a curated record.
AUUUAAUUUUUCCAUUCGUUGUAACAAUGCUAAUAGUGUUCCUUUUAUGUUUUGAACAUACUUCAUCGUGUAGACCCAAACACGAAAUUUAUAAUACUUCUAAAACCGAUCCUAAAAAUAAUUAUUUUGGUAACAGCCAUUAUUGGGGUGGGUGGGAUCCUCCGGCGAACGAUAGUAGUUGGAAAACUUGGAUUGCUAUAUGGGGUACGGAGAACUCUUCAAACUUUGACAGCACAGAAAAUGGAGGAGGUCCAGAAUCUGGGUGGCCUCAAUAUUGGAAGGGUUUGGGAAAAGGGAAUGAUGGCGUACCUCCUCCACCUUGGUCUUAUGUGCCAUUAGCUUAUGGCAAGCCACAGUUCUGUUUCUUACAACCAGAAAUAGGUGAAUGUGAUAAAGAUUUAACAAGAUGGGGUUACAAUCCAACAAAAAAUAAAUGUCAGACUUUUGAAUACGGCGGCUGUGGCGGCAAUGACAAUAAUUUUCUAGAUAUGGAAAGUUGUAAAGCGGCGUGUGUUGAUGUUCCUUCAACCGGAUGUGAAACUGGAGCGAAGAUUAAUUUCGAAGAAAUGAUAUAUAAAUAAUAUUGCAAUUUUAUUUUUAUAUUAUGUAAUUAUUAUUCGUUUCAGAUGUCGUAA